Penicillium argentinense is the source of this 558-nucleotide messenger RNA. RefSeq names its product CFEM domain-containing protein. The record is from RefSeq and is a predicted model, not a curated record. Lineage: Eukaryota; Fungi; Ascomycota; Eurotiomycetes; Eurotiales; Aspergillaceae. The transcript is spliced from 3 exons. The coding region runs from base 1 to 558 and encodes 185 amino acids.
AUGAAGCUUUCUCAGAUCACUCUUGCUCUGACAGCUUUACUGUCUACGGCCUUUGCCCAGGGCCUGGGCGAUCUGCCUGACUGCGCGAGAGACUGCGCAACCGACGCCAUUCCUGCCAGCUGUGGCAUCGACGUGGAGUGCAUCUGUACCACCAAGUCGUUCAUCAGUGACAUUUCCUGCUGCGUGGCUAAGAAAUGCUCCGAGGACGACCAGGACACUACCCUGGAGGUCGCCAAGAACAUCUGUGCCCGUGGCGGCGUCACUGAUCUUCCCAGCUCGAUUACCUGUUCGACAGCUGUCUCGUCCAUCACUGGUGGUGCAGCCACAGCCACCACCACCACCGCCACCGACGCCAGCACCACCAAGGAUACUACUGUUACCGGUACCAAGACCACCGAGGCCGCUACUACCGGCAGCAAUGCCUCGCAGAGUGGAUCUUCCACUGCUGCCUCUUCCUCUGCGGCUGUCACCACCGGCGCUGCAGUUCUUGGUCAGGCCAAGGACGCCACUCUGAUGGCUGCAGCUGGAGCUGCUGCUGCCGUUGCUUUCUUCGUCUGA